CCAUAGAUUCGCACACAUUUUGUCCGCAGCUCGUGUGCGCUCGCUCGUUCGUUUGUUCCGUGAUUGUCGUCGUCGUGUUUAUUCGUCGGGAUCGGGAGUAGCUACGUGAAAUUGUGAAUUCCUAGCAACGGAAAUUUCAACUCCCCCACAAUUCGGUCUAAAUUUUGUCGUUUCGAACGGUUGAGCGAGCGGUCUUUCGAGCGGUUGCUGGUCAGCUGAUUGGUGUUUUUCAUUAGUCGUGGAACUUGCCUGAAAACAUAAUCUUAAUUGAAAAACCGGGUAUCAACAGAUUUCGCACCACAUUCUUGGAAGGAGCAAACUUCGAUUUAAAAAAAGAAAGGAAAUGUGAAUCAGAACUCUAGUUUUUAAAAGCGAACAUGCGUGUCAACCAGCAAUUCUAGCGAAAGUGAAACAAACGUGGAAGAAAACAGCUUAACGACACCACUACCACCACGUGGUCACGUCAGGAUAGUGGACUGUCUAAUCAAUAUGAGCUCGACCAGAUAUGUGGCCACAGUCAAUGCGUUGAACAUGUUCGACAAGCUGGAAAGUUCUUCCCUUUCCCCGGGAAAGUUUCAAAUGGUUUCGGUUCCACCCCCGACGGCAUCGAACGUAUCGAAUUUUACAGUCGGUACCCUGAACGUUACCUCAUCGACGGUGGCCAUUGCUCGGCCCAGUUUGUCCCCGCCCCCAUCGACGAUAGUCGGGAAUGGAACAGAAGAGUUUGUUGUGCUUCCAGGGCCAGAGGACGUGCUGCUGUUCAACAGUACCAAUGGUCUUUACCAGCAAUCGGUGACGCUAACCGCCCGGAUGUAUCCGAUUGAGGCCACUGCGGCGAAAUCGUUCUGGGGCCUACCAACGCUGAUCUGGGCGAUCCUGAUCGGGACCAUUGUGAUACUGAUUGUGAUCCUAGCGACACUCUUCUUCUGCUGCUGGCUACAGCCGAGAACGCGGAAGCUCCUGGCAUCGAGCUACUACACCGGAAGUACUGUUUCCCACAACUCGAUUGUGCCGAAAUCGCAAACUAGUGAUUCGAACCAACUAGUGAUGCCCUUAUCGAUUGGCAUCUGUCCACCUCAGUACAGUGCACCUCCUCCCCCGAACAACAACAGCGGCAACAACACCAGCGGAAGCAACAACAACAGCAACAGCGUCAACAACUCACCGUGCAAUCAACACAGCAAUCAGCAAAGCUGCAGCGGGACAACCGGAGUUCCAUGUCAUCCUGGCAGUGUCGGUAGCAGCGCCAAUUCGGCCGGCCAACAUGGCAAAUACAGUAGCUCACCGCAGCAGCAGCAGCAGCAGUACUCGCACCAGUACCAUCAACAGAUGCAGCAACAGCAGCAACAGUAUCAACAUCAUCACCAGUGCAUACAUCAUCAACAGCAGCAGCAACAGCAUCAACAAUCACAACAGUACCACUAUGCCCAAAUGCAGCAGCACCAGCACCCCCAGCAACAGUGUAGCCAAUAUGGCCGACAGAGUCCCCAUCAGCAAAGUCUACAGCAGUACUACAACCAGCAACAACAGCAGAUGCAUCAACAGCAACAUCAACAGCAGCAGCAGCAGCAUCAACAUCAACAGAUAACUCAAUACAUACAUCCCUCCCAGCAGCAGGCACUGCAGCAGCAACAACAGAGAGAACAUCAAAUCCAACAGCAUCACUACCACCAUCAGCAGCAACAACAGCAACAACAUAAUCAACAGCAGCAGCAGCAACAACAAACCAAACUGGUGCAUCACAAAUCCAUGUGGGCAAUUAAUCCACUGUACGCCUCUAGUGGAGUGAUACAUGAUAGUGGCUCCAGUCGAGGGCGGGGCAGUGGAGGAUUCGAGGAUGAUGACGACGACGAUAGCGGAAAUACGUCCUAUCGGACCCGAUCGCUACCCUCCUGGGGUAAGAACAAACAGAGGCCUCUCUCGAAUGCUGACGAUUUGGACGAGCUGUAUGCAAAGGUCAACUUCAGCAAAAAGCGACGAAACCGGAUGCGAAACGACGAGGCAGCCAUCAUUGCCUUAUCCCGGUCCCGGUCGCAGAAUCUGGCCGCACAUCCGCUAGCCGACCAGGACGCCGUGGUAAUCUACGAUGAGCGGACUGCUCUGUAAACCUGCAACCUUCCAUCUAUUUAGCACAUAGAUUGUUCAAAUUUCCGUUUGGCUGUAUUAAUUCAUGUUUUUUUUUCGUUUCCAGUUAUCAGUUACAAAGUUUGUUAUUUUUGUAUAGAAAUUUUUCCUGGUGAUAAAUUAAGCUUAAAUUUGAGGUUAUAAAACUAAUAUAACUUUCUUUUCAAAUUUAUUUCCUGAUAAGCAUGGCCUAAGUUGAGUGGAACAGGUAAAUGUCAAGUUUACCAGUUUUAACACACUUUCCCUCUAUAUAGUACUUAAAAUUAUUAUCGGAGGAAGUUCUUAUGUCUCAGCCGAAAAUAAAACUUUCUAGAUCGAGAAAAACUGAUUCGUUAGUCGUUAACUAGCCACCCUCAAAUCAUUAUCACUAAAAACCGAGAGAAAGUGAGCGUUGUUAUUUAUACAAAAUCCCGAAAACUUGGAUAAAUUUCGAUACCAAGAGAAUACCGUUUACAAAGACUGAUAGAUUUCCCAAUUGUAAAAUAGAAGAUAUAAAGAAUUCUUAUUCCAUCACCUGUGGGGAAGCUCAAACAAAUAAAAAUAAUUCUUCACAUUUCACACUAACAGAGUACUAAUAUGUGAUUUAAAAACACAGAGCAAACCCCGGAAAUGAAUCAAUGUUUUAAAAAUCCACGCAACAAAGAAAAUAAAUCACUAAAAUAAAAAAUCAUCCCUCAGAGCCGUAUUGUCAGUCAGACGUGACCUUAAACCAAGACGUUAGAAAAUACGAAUAAAUUAAAUUUCCUUUCCGAAAACUUCUUAAAAAAAACAAAAUUUCGAUGUUCGCGAAUUUAAUAAGUAUCCAUUUCAAUAAACAUAUAAAUCGUACUUUAGCCUACGGCGCGUAUCGCAUUCAGUAGAGUCAAUCGCAUUAGGAAAUUGAAUGUUUAAGAAAAAAAACACGCUUCCCCUUUAGUGAAAAAUGUAGGCAAAAUUUUUGAAAAAAAAUCGUUAAUCUUCAUUUUACAUUAGGACAACUUGUCUAAAUCAAUAUUUUCCAAAUAUGUUUUAUUUCUAGUCACGUGUAGGCAUAAUCAUCAUCAUUGUUUUAAAUGUUAGUCAUUAUAUAGAAUCAACCAGUGAGCCAAAGCGAAAAUCUCAAUAAACUUUAUGUGUUUUGAAAAUAUAUGAAGAAAAAAAAACCAACCCCGAUAAGACGCGAAUUCUCAAACUUAUUAAACGUUCUAUUAAGGGUAAAGUCGGAAUAAUUGAAAGAUCUUUUAGUUGAGUAAGAACACUUAAAAUAAUAACUAGGGAUAGUUGUAAAUUUGGCGCAUUGGAUCGUGUUAAAUUUGAGAGGACAUCGACGGAUAAGGGGGGAGAAAAUGAGAAAAACCAUAUCUAGAAGAUACUGUUAAAUUGUUUUAAAAACAGAUUUCGAUAGAAGAUGGAGGUAACAACCCGAUAUGCGAAUGGUUAAAGUGGAACAGGAAAUAUGAGAAGAGAAAUAUUUGAAGAAGAAAAUGUAAAACAAUCAUGGAAAUAAAAGUCAUGCGAAUUGAUCAAAA
Uranotaenia lowii is the source of this 3632-nucleotide messenger RNA. RefSeq names its product GATA zinc finger domain-containing protein 10-like. The record is from RefSeq and is a predicted model, not a curated record. The coding region runs from base 490 to 2106 and encodes 538 amino acids. Lineage: Eukaryota; Metazoa; Arthropoda; Insecta; Diptera; Culicidae. The transcript has 7 exons.